Molecule: messenger RNA, 1702 nt
Organism: Ipomoea nil (Japanese morning glory)
Lineage: Eukaryota; Viridiplantae; Streptophyta; Magnoliopsida; Solanales; Convolvulaceae
Product: cytochrome P450 82C4-like
Exons: 3
Coding region: 41-1654 (537 amino acids)
Biological process (GO): defense response to other organism
Molecular function (GO): heme binding; oxidoreductase activity, acting on paired donors, with incorporation or reduction of molecular oxygen; monooxygenase activity
Source: RefSeq, a predicted model, not a curated record
UAGCGCUAUUAGCUACACUCAAUUACAUACUCAUCCAUCCAUGGAUCUUUUUCAUCUCCUCUCAUGUCUUGCAGGCUUCAUCUUCUUCGUUUUACUAUACAUCAGAAUAAAUAAUAAGAACAGAAACCUGUUAUUACCCCCAGUGGCCGCCGGUGCUCUUCCGAUCAUCGGCCACAUUCCCAUCCUCAACAGCCAAAACCAGAUUCUCUCCCGGACUUUGGGAGAGAUGGCGGAUAAGCACGGCCCGCUGUUCAUCGUGCGGUCAGGGAUGACUCCCAUAGCCAUGAUCUGCGGUCUGGAAGCCGCCAAGGAUUGCUUCACCACACACGAGCGAGACGUGGCGUCCAAGCCGGAGUUCGCCGUCGGCGAACACCUCGGUUACAACUACGCCAUGUUUAGUUUCAGCUCCGACAAUGCGUACUGGCGCGUGAUGCGCAAGUUUGUCGUGUCAGAGCUUCUGUCCAACGUUAAACUCGACAAGGUGAAGCAUAUCCGCAUGUCGGAGCUGGAGACCAGCAUCAAAGAGUUGUACCUUUUCGUCACUGCUUCUCCUGAACCGAAUAAGGCGGCGGUUGUCGCCAUGGAUGAGUGGAUAGCACAGUUGACGUUGAACACCAGUUGUCGGAUCGUCGCCGGGAGGAGGUACAAGUUUAAGGUCGGAGGAGCCAUCGGCGACGACGACAGCACGGAGUAUAAAGAGGCGCAAGAAAUGAUUAAUGUUUUUCGGGAAUUCCAAUAUCUAAGCGGGAUGUUUGUUCUCCAGGAUGCUUUUCCAUUGCGGCUGUUUAAGUGGUUUGAUUUCCAAGGUCAUGUUAGGGCCAUGAAGCGUAACAAUAAAAAGGUUGAUAAGAUUCUUCAAGCCUGGAUUGACCAACAUAUUGAGAGACGGCAGUUGGGGAAUGCUCCGGCACCGGCGGCCGGAAAUGAUCUGGACUUGAUCCACCUCAUGCUUUCAACCAUCGACAAGGAAUUCGUUAAAGGUUUUCCCUAUACCCAUCAAAUGGCUAUCAAGGGUACAACCCAGAGUAUGAUCAUAGAUGGGUCGGAUACAACCGGGACUCAUAUGGUAUGGGCACUAUCCUUACUAGUGAAGUACGGCGAUGUAAUGAAGCGUUGCCGGGAAGAGAUAGAAGCGCAAGUGGGCACAGAGAGAUGGGUGGAAGAUUCCGAUGUUAAAAAGCUAGAAUACCUGCAGGCCGUCGUGAAAGAAUCGCUACGCCUAUAUCCCACAGUUCCGCUCUUAAUGCCGAGAAUGACAUCCAAAGAUUGCAAGAUCGGAGGUUACGACCUCCCAAAAGGUGCCCAGUUCAACGUUAACCUGUGGAAAAUCAUGCGAGACCCGAAAUUCUGGCCGGAACCCGACAAAUUCAUGCCGAAGAGAUUCCUGAACAGGGAAGCGGGCGGGGCGGAUAAUCCACUGAAACGGUUUGAGUAUGUGCCUUUCGGGUGUGGGAGACGAAGCUGUGUAGGAAUGGCGUAUGCGUUGCAGAUUUCGCAUCUCACCAUUGCUCGAUUGAUUCAAGGUUUCAAUUUCAGCACACCUGGAAAUGUGGAACUGGACAUGGAAGAGGGAUUCGGAGUCACUCUGCCCCGAGCAACGCCGUUACAGCUAGUGGUUACGCCUCGCCUGCCCCCAAACUUCUAUGGGCUCUAGAUAUUACUAUAUUAGUUUGAAUAAGUACUACCCAAGUUCUUAUCCCUA